GAAAUAAAAGAGAAACAAAAGGAGAAAUGGGAAGAGGAAACGAAAAAGGUCGCUCUUUUCUCUGGUUCGGGAAAGGCUUGACAGAGGAGGGACAGACCGUGGGUUUUGCGAAGAGAGAGAGACUACGAUAACCCGCGAGCUAGAAGAGAGAGAAACAGAGAGGGGCUCGGUAAUCUCUGGACUGAAGAGAAAAUUCUAGAGAGAGAGCAAAAGGUUUAUGGCUUAGUCGGAGCUGAGUUGGUGGCGCUAGGGUUUCGGCAUGUUCCACGAAGGCGUAAAGCUCAAUUAGUUCUGGGAAUUUGAUUGGAAACUACUGGCUUUCACAUAGUCAUUGUGCUGAAUAACUGGAUCACUGUGUCUGGGUAACUUUCAAACAUUCUUGCCAUCCAAAGAGUAAUGCAACUUUUGCUGCUUGACAAAAUAUCAACUUGGCACAAGGAUCUAUGUAGGAUGAAGUACAAUAUUUAAGGCACUAUGACACUUGAAGAUUUUUUCACUCUAACUGAGAUGAGGGAUGGAUUGACUGCUCCCUCUCGUGUUGAGGAGCUGGUCAGUGUUAUGCAGAAAGAAAAGGAUUAUGUUCUGAAGAAUGCUGGCGAUGCAAUCAGGCAGUGGGCUGCUGUUGCAAGUACCAUUGCUGCCACAGAGAGUAAAGAGUGUCUUGAUCUAUUUGUUCAGUUAGAUGGAGUAUCAUUCAUUGAUAGAUGGCUAAGGGAUGCUGAAAAGUUUGAAAAUGACUCUAGCGAUAGUCUUGUGGAGGAGUCAAUGACUGUGCUGCUACAUGCAAUAAAGAAGCUAGAACUAGACACUGGGAGGUCAAUUUCUUCUGGAAUUUGGAUUACCAUCAAGAAUCUUCUUGGCCACCGUAGUGUAAAGGUUCAGGAUAGUGCAAGAGCACUUUUCGAGAGCUGGAAGCGCAGUGAAGAUGGCGAUAAUCGUUGCCAUGAUAUCGGAAGUUCUGUGUCAUGUGACAAUGGGACUGAGCAAGUCAGGAAUCCUGUUAGAGAGAGUGUUCAGUCUGAAUGCUCUGAUGUAAAUGUUCCACUUUCCAAUGAAAGAGGUAAUGCAGAAGGUUUGGCUGCAGAACCUGCUGGACAUGAAAAAUUUCCAUCAAGAAGUCCCAACUGUCUCCAACGGCAAAAGGUUGAGGAUGACCACAUUCAGACUCAUACUCAUGUCAAUCAGCUAUCUGUGCAGAAGAUACCGGAAGAUGCAGAUGUGAAGGAUAGAUCUGUGGGUCCUUUGGCAUCUUCUCCCACGUCAAGCCCUAUACCUGAGACAAAUGAGGUUGUAAAAGAAUCCUCUACGUGCCCAGUCGAAGGGACACCCUCACUUGAAAUUCCUGGUCAUUCAGUUCCACAAGAGGAGAGUGGUGGACGACACAGAAAACCUGAUAUGGGCAAGUUAUAUGAAAUCGGAAAGCAGGAAGACAAGCUUAAUUUUUCUCAUGAAAAAUUGGUAAUGGCAGAAAAAUCUGCCUUCAAUGCAUUUGAACUUACAGCUGUUUCUUUUGAUCUAGAUGCUGCAACUGCAACUGCUCAAGUCACUGCGCCUAAAGUUACAGCGGCUGAUGAUAUCAAUAGCACCAGUUUCCGCGUUGGAAAGGCCGCUCUAGGUCUAAGAAGAACUACUUCUGAGGUGAAGAAUGAAAAGGAUGACAAGGGGAUUUUAGGCCAAUGCAACACGGUGCUUAAGACGGUUGAAGAUAGUGUUUGCAGCUCUGCUACCAUGCAAAAGUCUUCUGUUGACAGAGGAGCUGCUAAAGAAGAUGAGGACCAUUCAAGUGAUGAUGGUGAAAACUUAGCAGGUGCUUCUAAUUCUUACAGACUAGGAAUGGAAGUCAGAGGUCCUAGCAUGGCUGAACGGAAGAGGUCAAGAAUUGAGCAUGAAUAUGGCAUUGUUGAUGCUAUAGAAGUAGCUCGACAAGUUGCUCAAGAAGUGGAGAGAGAAAUGAACUUAGAGAGAGAUUCAGAAGGUGUAAUCCGGCAGCAUGGUAGCCCUGAGCCUAUCAAUGGGAAACAAGAUGUAUUGGCCAAUAUCCCAUCAAUUGAGAGGCCAAGAGAACGGAAUGAUGCUUCUGAGGCAUCUUCUGAGGGAGAGGGAAGUUUAAUAAAUCCGGAGAACUUGAAUACUGAACAGGAUGGUUCUAUGCAUGAAAUGGAGUCCUCUCAAGUAACAGAAGCAACGCAAGAACCGGAAGAUAAGACGGAGAAAGGCAUGUGCGUCUUUGAUUUGAACCAAGAAGUUUCCUCGGAUGAUGUGGAUUGCACUGCAAAUGCAGUGUCUGCGCCAGUCUCUAUUGUUUCUGCUUCAAAACCGGCAGCAGCAGCUUCUGGAUUGCCUCUAGCUCCUUUGCAAUUCGAAGGAAGUCUCGGUUGGAAAAACUCUGCUAGGAGCGCGUUUCGUCCAGCAUCACCUCGAAGAAGCACUGUUGCUGAUAGAACUGUUCCCGGAGAGGAAUCCCAUGAAUCCAAGCAGAGGCAUACAUGUCUAGACAUCGAUCUUAAUGUGGCAGAAGGUGGAGAUGAUAAAGCUGCUGAUCUUAUGCCGGGGAUGCAAAUCCCGGUCUCUUCAAGUCUUCGAUCUGGAGAAUCUUCAGUGGAGGUUAGUUCCAAGAGAUCAGAGAGGUUCAAACUGGAUUUGAAUCGCAUUGGUGAUGAUGGCGAACCAUCAAUUUCAGAUUUUAGGGUGGAGCGCCAGCUACUUAACCUUAGAAAUGGCCAACGCAGCCCGUCCCCUGCAUCAUCUUCAUCAACCAUGAGGAACUUUGAUUUGAAUGACAGGCCACUGUUUCACAAUGAUUUUUCUGACCAAGGUCCCUACAGUGGCAGAUCUUCCCAAAAUGUGACAAGUUAUGGGAAGCCCAAAUCAGAACCUGUUAUUUCUAUAUUCGGUGCAAAAGUGGAGGUCGACAAGAAAGAUCAUGUACCUCAGAAUUUGUCCCUGCUAAAUGGCAAGGCUCUGGAGUCUGCAGCAGAUGCCGGUGUGGCAAGACCAGGAGGCUUUUGGGGGAUGGGUCCCACAAUCUCUUAUCCACAUGCCUGGGCAUACAAUGGAUUAAACACAGGGCCUACUGUUUCUCUCUCUUCUACCAUGUAUCGACCCGGUGGCUCAAUGCCUUACAUGGUGGACCCACGUGGGCCCCCAUUUGUGCCUCAAGCCAUUGGAUCUGUUUCACCUGUUCUCUCCUCUUUCCCUCAGGCACCGUUCAUGAUGAACAUGACCUCUGCGCCCCUCGGUAUCAAUGGUCCUGGCCCUUCUCGGGCACAAUUUGAUCUGAAUUCUGGAUUCUCGAUUGAUGGAGUUAACCGUGAGCCGGCUGUUUUGAGACAGUUUUUAGUGCCAGAUCAGGGUAGAUCAAUGGAAGAACAUCUGAGGGUUAGCUUGCAACCGUCUUCAAGUUCUGGGCUGGGUGGCAAGAGGAAGGAACCAGAGGGUGGAUGGGAACCUUACCCGAUUGGCUUCCGGCAGCAGCAACCUCCAUGGAAAUAAAUGUCGGUCCAACGAAGCUUUUUGGGUCAGUCCGAAUGUCCAACCACAAACAGAUAGGGGAGUGCUUCCUUUCUGAAGAUCAUGAGCAUAGGGGGAACAAAUUGGCUUUCAUGGGAAGUGGGUUUGAAACUGAAUAAAAUCUGGAGAUAGCGAGGGAAAUCUGAUUCUUGAGAGAUUAAUUUUUCUUAGGUGGGGGGGAAUUUUAGUUUUAUAGCCUAAAUUUUGGGGUUUUCUUUAUAUUCUCACGUUAUUAGUGUCUUAUAGAAGGCCUCUGCUGCCGCUGGAGGUUUGGUUAGAUAGCUGUUGGUAUCUCUCCCAUUCCCAUGUCUGUCAAAAGAAUAUUUCUAGGAGCAAAUCUUUCUGUCACCUUUGUGUUUCCUUGGAGAGAAGAAUGUGAAGAGCUAACUUGCUUUGGAGUUCACAAGGUGUAAUGCUAAAAUUUGCUGUGAUGGGAAGGUAAUUAACUCCGUUAUUCCUCGCUUCUCAUUUGCUGUUGAAUAGAAUGAGGGGCUGUUGCUUGU
Molecule: messenger RNA, 4013 nt
Organism: Rhodamnia argentea
Lineage: Eukaryota; Viridiplantae; Streptophyta; Magnoliopsida; Myrtales; Myrtaceae
Exons: 3
Coding region: 475-3492 (1005 amino acids)
Source: RefSeq, a predicted model, not a curated record